UAUAUAUAGACAACCAUGAGUGAUCAAACUAGAGAAACUUCUAGUUCAGACCCUAAGGAAACUCCUAUUGUACCUAAAAGAAGAGGCCCCAAUGCAUGCAAAAACUUUAUUAAGAAAAAGGCAAAAGAAGAAGUAUCAAUUCAGUUUGAUGGAUAUAAUAGGCCGGUUGGAUCAUAUAGCAAGAAGUUUGUAUCUUAUGUUGGGACUUUGGUUCGUACUAGAGUAGAUAUCAACAUUGAAAGUUGGCCCAAAGUAGAUGAAACGCUUAAAAAUGCAAUUUGGACUGAUGUUAAGGCACAAUUUUGCAUUAAAGAUGAUACAAAGAAGAAUAUUGUAUUGAAAAUUGCAUCAAAGAGAUGGAGAGACUUCAAGAGUAGAUUGAAGCGUGAACAUCUUGUCAAUAAGCACCCAAAUUAUGAUUCUCCUGUACAACUCUAUGAAUUCUUGACUGAAGAGAAUUGGGCGAAAUUUGUUGCAGAACGCGAGAGUGAGUCGUUCAAGGAGAAAAGUCAGAAGGCAAGGCAAAGACAGGCAUGCAAUGAGCAUCCACACUUCCUAGGUUCUGCUGGAUAUGCGGACAAACAACCAGAGUGGAUGAUAUCAGAUCCUCUAUCUUCACAAUCUUCUUGUGCUUCUGUUAGCUCGUCAUUACUGUCUGAUGAUCGCAGUUUCGACUGGGUACGAGCAAGAGUUAAGAAGUCAGAAGAAGGAUGUGAUGAGGUUAGUCAAGGGACAUUUCAACCAAACAAACAUCAUGACAUAUUGUCUACAGCUCUUGGUAAACCAGAGGAUAAACGGGGUUCGGGUUUGGUAAGAGGAAUUGGUUCAUACUCCACCAUCCGACAAGUAUUUGGUAAACCAGAGCAGAAAUGGGGCACACCAAGUGGGUUUAUGUCUAUUGAUGAUGUCCAACAGAUGAUGGAAAAGGUCAGGCAAACUACAUUGUUGUUGGAGGUGCAACCCAAGAUUGACAUGCUCACCCAGCAACUGAAUAUAUUGAUGAAGAACAUGUCAGCCACACGCCAAGGUCCACAAGGAGUUUCGAUUGGCACUCCUCAAAGUGCUAAUGCGCCUUGUGAUCAACCUCCGACCCGAAGCAGCUGUCAUUUGGUUGAUGUAUAUCCAGUAACCACAAUUAAGGAAAAUGUCAAAAUAAGCUCACAAAGACAAAAUAAGCAAAUGAGAGAUCAAAGUGCUGAGCAAUCUGCUACAGCUACACGAUCCCCAAUUGUUGGUGGAAAUGUCUUUUUGCUUUUGGGGACAUACUGCAAGCGGCUUGUCAAAGCGUUGUCAUCAUUUCCUGUUGACAAAGAGUACAAUGAUGAUAUAGAUCAGACUGUCUUCCAACAUGCACACGUGAAUAGUGUUUAUGUGAUGAUAGAGGAUAUACAGGAUUUGUUGACAAUGAAUUGGCUCGAUGUCUCAAUUAUACAAGUGUUUAUGAUGUUUUUGAAUAAGUUGUGUAAGCAGCUUGGAGUGACAUCUAUCGGGUUUGCGUGUCCAACACAAAUUUCAGCAGAUAUGGUUGACUUAAAUUCUCCUGCCGUUACAUCAUAUCUAAUUCAGGUCAUGGACAAACACAAGGAUCAGCAAUUCAUAUUGGCACCAUAUCAUCAAAAUAAUCAUUGGAUACUGAUCGUGAUUAGCACACCUUCAAAAACGGUGUAUGUGUUUGAUCCUAUAAAAAGUAUAAAAAGUGUGCGCUCCCUUGACGUCAAAAUUUAUGUGAAUAUAGCAUUUCGAUCUGCAAGAGGAACUAGAACGGUUAAUUGGAAGAAAUGCAGAUGUCCACAACAAUCGGGAGGCUCUGAAUGUGGAUACUACGUACUGCGAUACAUGUUCGAGAUUGUUACUAAGCAUUCAACGCUUGAGUAUCUAGAUGAGGUAUUUGAAGAAGCAGCCUACUCCAUGAACGAAAUAGAUGAAGUUCGAGAGUUGUGGGCACAAUACUUUACAGAAGAGUGCGUAUAAUUUUAUUUGGUUUAAACAUUAUCUUUAUUAUUAUUGACUUGUG
Ipomoea nil (Japanese morning glory) is the source of this 2014-nucleotide messenger RNA. RefSeq lists its product as uncharacterized. Gene Ontology annotation, molecular function: cysteine-type peptidase activity. Lineage: Eukaryota; Viridiplantae; Streptophyta; Magnoliopsida; Solanales; Convolvulaceae. The coding region runs from base 16 to 1971 and encodes 651 amino acids. The transcript has 9 exons. Gene Ontology annotation, biological process: proteolysis. The record is from RefSeq and is a predicted model, not a curated record.